This is a messenger RNA of Metschnikowia bicuspidata var. bicuspidata NRRL YB-4993, 2648 nucleotides long. RefSeq names its product mismatch repair ATPase (gene MLH1). Gene Ontology annotation, biological process: mismatch repair. Bases 185 to 2323 code for a protein of 712 amino acids. NCBI's taxonomy places the organism in Eukaryota, Fungi, Ascomycota, Pichiomycetes, Serinales, Metschnikowiaceae. Gene Ontology annotation, molecular function: mismatched DNA binding; ATP hydrolysis activity; ATP binding. The record is from RefSeq and is a predicted model, not a curated record. Gene Ontology annotation, cellular component: MutLalpha complex. The transcript has a single exon.
GGUACAUGUAUGCCCAGGAUCUUUUUAUUGGGAAUACUACUUAUAGUCACGGCUGCCUCAUCAGCUUUUAUGUAUCCUUUUAUUAGGUAGGAAACAUCACUCGUGAAAAACUUCACGCUAUUCAAUUCGCCCGUUUCAGUUCAUUUUAUUUUGCGAAGCCCGUUAUCAAGAGACCCUAAAUCAGAUGUCUUCUUCAGCCUCGCCGAGUGGCGAAAAACCACAAGAAACAGCAGUUCCAAAAAUCCGCAAGCUUGAUGCUUCUGUGGUCAACCGUAUUGCUGCAGGAGAAAUUAUUGUGCAGCCAGCGAAUGCCCUUAAGGAGAUGCUCGAGAAUUCCAUUGACGCCAACGCGUCAACUAUAGAUGUUGUCGCUAAAGACGGCGGUCUCAAAUGGCUUCAGAUAACUGAUAACGGAAGUGGAAUUCAUUACGACGAUUUAGGGCUACUAUGCGAGAGAUUCGCCACAUCAAAGCUCCGCUCAUUCAAUGAUCUUCUGCUGAUUUCGACGUACGGAUUUCGAGGCGAAGCUUUGGCAUCCAUCUCGCAUAUUUCUCACCUAUCGGUGGUUUCCAAAGUGGCACCUUCUGCCCUUGCAUACAAGUCUUUCUAUCUCAAUGGGAAACUCUGCUCUCCCAAAUUCAAACCUGAACUACUGGCUAGCGCUCCAAAACCUGUGGCUGGAAAAGAUGGCACACAAAUCACCGUGGAAGAUCUUUUUUAUAACCUGAAAUCACGCCUAAGGGCUCUUAAAUCAAAGAAUGAAGAGUGGGUCAAAAUUUUAGACGUUGUGGGUAAAUAUGCCAUUCACACUGAGGGGGUAGGUUUCACCUGCAAAAAAUUCGGAGAUUCUUUACCCGCAGUCUCAACUAGACCUCAAGCACCGCUUAAAGAAAGAGUCCGCACUGUCUUUGGAACAUCUGUCGCAAGUGACUUGAUUGAAUUCGACUUCCCGGGACCCGACUUUGGUUUAGUGAAGUUUAAGGGAGCAGUGUCAGGUUUCAAUUACAAUAACAAGCGUCGAAUUGCGCCAACCUUUUUCAUAAACAACCGGCUUGUUGCUUGUGACCCUCUCAGGAGAGCAAUUCAAAACGUGUUUCUGACUUUUCUCCCAAAGGGAAACCAUCCUUUCGUAUACUUGAGCCUUGAUAUUGAGCCUCAAAAUCUAGACGUGAACAUUCACCCCACCAAAAGAGAGGUGCGGUUUUUGAAUGAAGACGAAAUCAUCGAAUGGAUAAGUGGCCAGCUUAACGACGUCUUGUUUGCCAGGCAAGGUUCACGUACAUUCAAACAAAGCACGUUAAAGAGACUGCCAGAUGGGUUUCCCAUGGAUGAGACCACCAAUACUAAUAAAAAGCAUAAGCAAGUAAACAAAUUGGUCAGGGUGGAUGUUUCACAGCUGAAAAUCAAUCAAUUUGUCAGAAAAGAUUUCGACACAGUGGUAAAUAAGGCCGUGCUACCAAGCUCGGAUCAGACUCUCGAAGAGAGUGUAACCACAGACUCAGACUGUCACGUCCUGACUACAGACUUUGACAAGUCUCAACGCACGUGCUUUGAUGUGCCAAGUGAUUUGGAGAUCAGAAAGCCAAGACAAGAAAUUCAUCUUGACAGUGUGGUGGAGCUACGCGAAGAAUUGAGCCAAAUAAUACAUCGGCCCCUCACAAAUAUUUUCAACAACCUUGUGAAUGUUGGCUUAGUGGAUGCAAACAAGCGUCUUUCCUGUUUUCAAUAUGAUGUCAAUCUUUUUCUUUGCGACUAUGGAGCUGUACUAAACGAAUUUUAUUAUCAAGUGGCUCUCUCUGAUUUUGCAAAUUAUGGAGAGUACGUACUAGAGAAGCCACUUGGAUUAAGACAAGUUCUUGAGCCCCUAUAUGAGACACAUUUUGACUUGGUGGAUAUUGAAUCUGUUAUCAAUCAACUUAUGAGCCUGAAGGACAUGUUCUCUGAGUACUUUCAAAUAGAGUUCUCAGAAGAAACACUUGUGAGAUUGCCAAUGCUCUUGAAAGGAAUAAAACCUUCCAACAAAAAAAUCCCAUUUUUUGUAUACAGACUUGGAACUAAAGUGGAUUACCUGGACGAAAAGCAGUGUUUUGCUGGAAUUCUUAGACAAUUGGCAUUGUUAUAUGUCCCAGACCGCAUUUCGCGGGGCGACUCGGAAGAAGAGAAACUGCUUGCAAUGAUGGAAGAAGGACAACUUAGCUCCACAUUGGAGCACGUGAUUUAUCCUGAAAUAAGGAAAAGAUUUAUAGCCCCUGAAAAUUUGGUCGAUCAGGUCGUUCAGGUUGCAGACCUUCCUGGCUUGUACAAAGUUUUUGAAAGAUGUUAGACUGCGAAUAAAAGAUGAGCGCACGCACGCGGUUUCCCUUGGAUUUACAACGCUUGCAAUCGUUGCGGAGGCUUAGGUUAAUCAUGAAGUCUAAGACUCAAACAAAUUCAGGCUAAACUUGAAUGUGGCAGAUUGUACAAGUGAGCAGUGUGAUUCAAUAUCGAAGCUAUCUCAAUAGUAUUGCCCAGAACAACCUCAGUGCGCAGGCAAUGACCCUACAAUUGCACCUCGUGCUGUUGGGAGCCAUCCACUCAACAAAUGCAUCAGUUGACUGAUGUUCAUAGCUUGUUAUAAAUAUCUAGUAACGUGAAUGAAUGAUUGUUGC